GAUUACCUCCACCUGUGACACACCUUUUGGCCCUGUUCUUCUAAUUUUUCAAGUGGUGCGGGCCGGCCGUAAGAUACAGAUGUCAACAUCGUCGUUUGCGUCCUACGUCAUUGCAAAGUUGUCAGGCAACAUAACAUUAGAUAAAGCGAUCGUCAGCGACAUGUCAGGACGACCUAAGAGGUUAUCGUCCAAACCUAAGCUGACGGCAGUAUGGAGGACAAAAUCGAUCCCGUACGAAGGUUCAGAUCAAAGUCAAUCUACGUUUAAAGAAGACGGUUCUCUUCUGCGCCUCCUGCGUACCAAGUCCAUGCCAUCACUGAGGCGGGGAGGUGAUCCAGCUACACGAAUACUGAAAGCAUCGUCAUCAUCACCACCAGCCCCUCACUCUGGACUGGAAAAUAACUUGAGUAUAAGCCCAUCCAAUUCGUCUCUUCCACCCGUGACGACCAAGUCGCUUAAUCCAAGGUCGAGCCAAGAUAUGAGCGAGUGUUCGGAUUCUACGAGUGCAUAUGUUACCAUGACCAUAACCAACCAAAGUGAUCAUUCCCAGGAAGAUCAUAAUAAACUCACACGAUCUGCUUCAGACGGACAUCUGUGGGCGGUGCGUAAGAAGAAGCUGAGGGAUGUUAGAAACGAAUUCCCUGCAGGUACUUUACCCUCUGUCAAGAGCCUUAGGAAUAAGUUCGAUGGAAAAAGUGAAACAGACUCCCAGAGUGCGGAUGAGACUGCAAGCUGGGGAAGUCCGGUGGCAGCUCAACACAUUACUUCCGAUAGUGAUGUCAUGGACAGUCCAGCUGCAAAACUCUCACCAUCCAAACCUUUCAUAAACAAGGAAACUCCAAUUAAACCAGGAAGUCUAGGAAAAUCGGCAGAAACACCGACAGAUAAGUCUUCGUCAAAAAUGCUGGAAACCCCUCCAAAGUCUAUCAAGAAACGUUUACAACAGUUCGAAAAGUCACCCCAGUCACUUCCAGACGACUUACCUAACACUACCCUCUCCAGUGAGACCCACACAGCCAGUGGUGACACCGUCUGGCAGGACACGAGUGGAACAUCGCCGUGUCCAGCAUCAAAACCGAUAAUGAUUGUAGAAAAACGACCUGAACGAGAGUCAAGGCAAAAAAGAAAAAACGAUGGUAAAGGCUUUCGUCCCAGAGCAAAGAGUGAGCCGGACCCAUCAUCUAUCCGGCGUCUAAACUCAGAGACAAUACCUGUGUCAGUGAGAAAGCUGAAGAUGCAGUUUGAGCAGCAAGCAACGAUAGAGGCCGCUUCGAUCAAGGCACCAACCUCCCCACACAGGGCGUAUCAGAAGAGGAAAGAGAAGCUGACGGCUGGACAUACCAAAGUUCAGACUGAAGUAACUGGGGUGAGCGACCAAGACAACAUAGACAAACGGAGUGAGAAGCCCAGUACUCCUCCUCGCGAACUCAAGCCUCCAAGAGUUGAAGGUCGUGACACAAGUCCUGCACCACUUACUCCGGAGGUGAUCGUGGACUCCCAAGCUACUCCGUCAGUGAGAAAACUGAGGAAACAAUUCGAAAAAGCAUCCUCAACUCAGUCUCACACCAAGAGUGCUGGUAGAGACGUACCUAGCAAACCACGCAUGACCAUCAAGAUGGAGCUCAGGUCACCCUUCGAGGACGCUUUUGACCCCCAGGAGACCGAAGACCAGAAGAAAGAAAGACUAAAUCACACCCUUACUCAAGAAAUCCAUUACGGAACUUCAGUACGGAACAUCCUACGUCAGUUUGAGACACUCUCGCCUGAGGAACACAAAACUCAAGUAGAUCGGAAGUUUACAUUCGAAAAUAAACCUCCAGAUGAAGCAAAACCAGCCGGAGAGAUUUUAUCCCUAUCCCUCGGGGAGUCUUCCACACGAGACUCAGAAGCGAAGCUAGAUAUAAGCCAAGACUCCGAGAUGGACUUCGAUGUCGACAGCUGCAGUAGUUCUUCAGAUGUUGACAAGGCGACCCUGCUACCUGGAAUACAGGAGAGUAAAACAGCGUGGUCCAGCGACGAUGAUGACGAAGACACGACAAAGACAGUUAUACCGAAGGACAUAGAUACAAGAGAGACGAAGAAGAAGAUUGCAGAAUACUGGGCACUUAGAGAGUUAGAGAUAGAGGGAAAUCAAAGAGAAGAACAAACGAAGAUGGAAGAUAAAUAUGUAGAAGAAGAUGAGAAGGAAAGAGAGAAAGACAGAAUGGAAAAUGAAGAGGAAGAGCAGAAGAGGAGGGAACUUCACCAAGCAGAAAUAGAAAGGAAGGAAAGGGAAAAUUCAGAAAGGGAACAGAUGAAGGAGAAAGCAGAACAGGAACGGAAGGAGAAAGAGAGGGUGGAAAAAGAGCUUAAGAAGGAAAAUACAGAGAAAGUACGUAAGGAUAAAGAGAAAGCACAACAACAAAAGGAGAAAGAGAGAGAGGAACAAGAGCGUAAGAAGAGGGAGGAAGCAGAGAAGGCAAUAAAGGAGAAGGAGAAAGCAAUACGAGCAUUAAUCAAGAAAGAGAAAGCAGAAUUAGAUCGACAAGAGAGAGAGAAAAUGGAAAACGAGAGG
Messenger RNA from Homarus americanus (American lobster), 2554 nucleotides. RefSeq names its product histone-lysine N-methyltransferase, H3 lysine-79 specific-like. The annotation marks the transcript as partial. The record is from RefSeq and is a predicted model, not a curated record. The transcript is spliced from 2 exons. Lineage: Eukaryota; Metazoa; Arthropoda; Malacostraca; Decapoda; Nephropidae.